AUGGAGGAUUAUCACAUAAAUACGGCCUUUUCAAUGGGCGGAAGUUACAAACAGGAUGACGGCAAUAGUGAAGGUGAUAGCGUCCACACUCAGCCAAGCGCUAUGGCACCCGCCACGCUGAGAAUGAUGGGAAAGAGUCCACAACAACAGCAGCAACAACUAACUCCGUUAAUGCCACCUGUAGAUAUCAAGUAUGUAAGUAACGGGAACCCUCAUCAAGCACAGCAAAGACAACCAGGUUUUGAAAAAAAGCCUAGAGAGAACACAGUAAAGUCAAGUACGGCCAACCAAAGUCGGGCUUCCUCUUCUCAGGGCAUGCCCAAGCAAUUUCAUAGAAAAUCACUGGGAGAUUGGGAGUUUAUUGAAACGGUAGGUGCGGGUUCCAUGGGUAAGGUGAAAUUGGCAAGACAUCGUCGUACUAAUGAAGUGUGUGCGGUAAAGAUCGUAAACAGAGCUACAAAGGCUUUCUUACAUAAGGAGCAGAUGCUACCACCACCCAAAAAUGAACAGGAUGUUUUGGAGAGACAAAAAAAAUUGGAAAAGGAAAUAUCUAGGGAUAAGAGAACCAUUCGGGAAGCAUCUUUGGGCCAAAUCUUGUAUCAUCCACAUAUAUGUAGGCUUUUUGAAAUGUGCACUCUAUCGAAUCAUUUUUAUAUGUUGUUUGAAUACGUUUCGGGUGGUCAACUGUUAGAUUAUAUUAUUCAACAUGGAUCCAUAAGAGAGCACCAGGCAAAAAAGUUUGCGAGAGGUAUUGCAAGUGCUUUAAUGUAUUUGCAUGCUAAUAAUAUUGUUCAUAGAGAUCUGAAGAUUGAAAACAUCAUGAUCUCAGAUUCCAGCGAAAUCAAAAUAAUUGAUUUCGGGUUGUCAAAUCUUUACGAUUCUAGGAAGCAACUUUACACCUUUUGCGGCUCUUUAUAUUUUGCCGCUCCCGAGUUAUUGAAAGCUAAUCCCUAUACAGGUCCCGAAGUGGAUGUUUGGUCGUUUGGCGUUGUUUUAUUUGUACUGGUGUGCGGGAAAGUUCCUUUCGAUGACGAAAACUCAAGCGUUUUACAUGAGAAGAUCAAGCAAGGUAAGGUUGAAUAUCCUCAACAUUUAUCUAUUGAAGUAAUAUCAUUGCUAUCCAAAAUGCUAGUAGUGGAUCCCAAAAGAAGAGCGACACUAAAACAAGUUGUGGAGCAUCACUGGAUGGUAAGAGGGUUUAGCGGCCCUCCUCCUUCUUACUUACCAAAGAGAAUUCCGUUAACCAUGGAAAUGCUAGAUAUCAAUGUCCUGAAAGAGAUGUACCGUUUAGAGUUCAUCGAUGAUGUUGAAGAAACAAGAAGCGUAUUGGCUAGUAUAAUUUCCGAUCCUACUUAUAUUCUUCUCUCUAGACAAUAUUGGGCCUUGGUGACCAAGAUCAGAGCAGAAUCUAAUAAUAUUGAAAAUAUUCCGAACAUAACAGAGAGUUUUGAAGAUCCAACUAGGGCCUAUCAUCCCAUGCUUUCUAUCUACUAUUUGACGUCUGAAAUGCUCGAAAGAAAACACACAAAGAUCAAAAAUCAACAACAGCAACAGGAUCAUGAAAAUAUGGAAAAGUUUACUGAGAUACCGGAAAACCUAAAGCAAAAGGACACUAAUGACAAUACACCUCCUACAAAGUCGCGGCUAGAAGCCGCAGUCCCAACACCGCCUAGACAAGAUGCUGCCACGCCUUUGACUCCAAAGAAUGGCAACAAAACGCAACCUCCCUUACAUGUUUUGAUUCCACCAAAAUUGGCAAUGCCAGAACAAGCGCAUACCCCACCAACGAGUAGGAAAAGUUCCGACAACCAACACCAUGAAAUGGAAUACGCACUCUCCCCGACUCCGCAAGGGAAUGAUUAUCAACAAUUUAGAGCACCAUCGAAUGCGAGUGAUUCCUCAGAAAAAGCUAAAUUUGGUAAUAUAUUCAGAAAGUUAUCACAACGCCGUAAAAAGACCAUUGAACAAACUUCUGUAAAUAGUAACAAUAGCUUCAAUAAACCUGUACAAAAGACACACUCACGUGCUGUCUCGGAUUUUGUUCCCGGCUUUGCAAAAUCAUCCUAUGAGUCGAAUUAUUUGCCUGUCAGGAGCAACGAUGAUGAAAGCAGCAAUAAAGGUGACUUUCCAGCAUUACCUGCCAAUGCUGAAAAUAUGUUAGAGAAGCAGAGGGAGAAACAAAUGGAGGAAGACAUAAUGAACUUGCAUGAUAUCAACAAACAAAACAAAAAUGUUGAAAAAGGUAAUGGACAGGAAAAUUAUAUUGUUCAAAAGUUCGAAGGAAGUGAGGACGACGAAAAUCAUCCCUUACCACCACUUAAUGUUGCAAAAGGUCGAAAACUACAUCCAAGUGCAAGGGCCAAAUCUGUUGGGCAUGCACGCCGUGAAUCGCUAAAGUACAUGAGACCCCCUGCACCUACAUCUGCUUAUCCUCAACAAGAACUCAUAGAUACGGGAUUUUUGGAAUCUAGUGAUGACAACAAAUCUGACAGUUUAGGAAAUGUUAAUUCACAUCCAAAUGGCAGUUCCAGUGUACAUUCCGUGAACGUGCAUAUAAAUUCACCAUCCAUGGAAAAGGAGUUGACGGAUGAGCAGAUCUUACAAGAGGCUUCUAAAGCCCCUGCAGGUUCUAUGCCAUCUAUCGAUUUUCCCCGUUCUUUAUUUCUAAAGGGUUUCUUUUCAGUUCAAACAACUUCAUCCAAGCCUUUGCCAAUUGUUAGAUAUAAGAUUAUGUUCGUUUUGAGAAAAAUGCAUAUAGAUUUCAAAGAAGUCAAGGGUGGCUUUGUGUGUACACAAAGGUUUUUCUCCAAUAAUGUGGUAGCAAAAAGAGAAGAGGUUCAAUUGACUCCAAGAUCUGUGAUGCCAGCUUCGCAUCAUGGAUCCAUUAGGCGCCAAGGUUCUAAUAAAUACUCACCUUCUUCUCCGUUGACGACCAACUUCAUCCAUCAAAGAAAGUCAUCUAAUACUGAUAGCUAUGGGGACGACAAGCAUUCGGGAACGUCGUUGGAAAACGUUCGUCAACAAGCUGCCGAAAGCGAAGGCAUGGAUACAAGAGAAAAAGAGCCCAUUAAAUUCGAGAUCCAUAUCGUCAAGGUGCGUAUUGUUGGUUUAGCUGGUGUGCACUUUAAGAAAAUUUCCGGGAACACUUGGAUGUAUAAGGAACUGGCUUCUGGUAUAUUAAAAGAAUUGAAUUUAUAA
Messenger RNA from Saccharomyces kudriavzevii IFO 1802, 3198 nucleotides. It is a transcript of the gene KIN1, whose product is annotated as serine/threonine protein kinase KIN1. Lineage: Eukaryota; Fungi; Ascomycota; Saccharomycetes; Saccharomycetales; Saccharomycetaceae. Gene Ontology annotation, molecular function: ATP binding; protein serine/threonine kinase activity; tau-protein kinase activity. The transcript has a single exon. Gene Ontology annotation, cellular component: cytoplasm. The coding region runs from base 1 to 3198 and encodes 1065 amino acids. The record is from RefSeq and is a predicted model, not a curated record. Gene Ontology annotation, biological process: microtubule cytoskeleton organization; protein phosphorylation; intracellular signal transduction.